Molecule: messenger RNA, 1760 nt
Organism: Phlebotomus argentipes
Lineage: Eukaryota; Metazoa; Arthropoda; Insecta; Diptera; Psychodidae
Product: regucalcin
Exons: 5
Coding region: 62-1285 (407 amino acids)
Biological process (GO): L-ascorbic acid biosynthetic process
Molecular function (GO): gluconolactonase activity; calcium ion binding; enzyme regulator activity
Source: RefSeq, a predicted model, not a curated record
AAAUUCAUACUACUAUUUAUUCACCUAUUCUGUAUCUGAUUUUUGUCGCUCUCACAGCCUAAUGACAGACCCCCGAGUCGGAAACAACCAGAGCAAAAACACUCCGGUUAGACUUAAAAUAACUCCACAGCAUUAUCAUCCCAAAGUCAACAUUUCGAAUAUGAUAAAGUCUCUAUCGGAGGGAAAAAGAAGAAAAGAAAUUGCCAUAAAAGGCGGUCUAGAGGUCAGCUUAAUACACUCUAAGCACUUUUUCGCUGGUCUGGAACAUUCCCAAAUCUUUUCUCCACUUCAGUUUCAUUUCUUACACACUGGAAUACACUUGACUUUACCCCACUUCAUCGCCAAUAUGACAGCGUACAAAGUUGAACAAGUGCCGGCGCCGCUCGCGAAUCUCGGCGAAGGACCGCACUGGGAUUGGCAGACACAGAACCUGUACUAUGUCGACAUCUACGGUGGCACCAUCAAUCGCUUCAGCUAUGCCGAGAAUAAGACCUAUUCCGCAACUGUUGAUAAGGAGCCCGUGAUCUCCUUUAUCAUCCCAGUGGAGGGAAACGAUGCGGAGUUCGCCAUUGGCAUUGGUCGUCGUGUGGGAAUUGUCACCUGGGAUGGCAAGUCGGCAACGUCCAAAGUGACUCGUUUGGUUGGUCAGGUGGAGCAAGAUGAUCACAAGUAUAAAACCAAUCGCUUCAAUGAUGGCAAAGCCGAUCCCAAAGGACGUUUGUUUGCCGGCACCAUGCAAUUGGAGGAGUGCGAAGGCUUCUUAGAUGCUCGCCUCGGAGCGCUGUAUAAAUUCACCAAGGACGGCGAGUUUGACAAGCUGAAGAGCAACAUUGGCAUCUCCAACGGUCUGGCCUGGAAUGAGAAGACCAAUAAAUUCUACUACAUCGACUCAUGUGCACUGGACGUGAAGGAGCACUCCUACAAUCCCGUCAGCGGAGAAAUUACAAAUCCACGGGUCUUGAUAGAUUUCAGCGUCAACGGCGAGAGACCCAAUUACGUCCCAGACGGCAUGACAAUCGAUUCCGAGGGCAAUCUCUAUGUGGCUCUGUGGGGCGGCAACAAAGUGCUCAAGGUGUGUCCCAACUCGGGCAAGGUCAUUCAGGAAAUCGACAUUCCAGCCGAACAGGUGACUUCAGCGGCCUUUGGUGGCCCCAAUCUCGACAUCCUGUAUGUCACCACGGCCGCAACUGAGAGGGACCGCCCACAGCCGCCUCCGGCCGGCGGCGUGUUCGCCGUGAAAGGUCUCGGCGUCACGGGAACCAAGAUGACACGCGCCAAUGUCUGAUGACAAGCUGCAAUGCAUUCUAGAGUUAGACAAAUUGUAUCAAAUGGAAUAUCCACAACUAUUCUAUUGAUCUUAUGACUUUUGCAGAAAUUAUAGACCAUUCUAGAAGUGCGUUUAACACUAUGUUUUUUUUUUUAUUAAUUUUGGGAAUGUGAAAAAGAAUUUAGUAAUUUUAUAAAGAAAAACCCGUUUUCCAACUACAGGAAAGCUUUUUUUUUACAUCUCUAACAAUGAAAACACCCUUUUUGAAGAAUGAAUUUCAACAAAAAAAGAUUAUUAUAUAUAUAUAUAUAGGAAUCCCUUCGAAGCAGGGAAUAAAGAACCAAUAGAGAUUUUAGAAAAUAUAUACCAUAUCAGUCAUACAAUGACUGUUUCUCUAAUAUUGACUCAUUAGAUUGCGCCUCUUCACAGAAAUCUUUCCAGUUAAAGGCGUUUCUCUAAUAAAUGAUAACUGAGUUGAAAGGAUAAUGGCAAA